CAAAGUUCCGGUUAGACAGCUAUCGACUGCUGACGGUGGAUACUUUCUUUAUUGGACUAACGUAUCCUCUUUAUUAUGACACUUCCUCUAAGUUUAACUACCCACUUGAACGCUUUAUUAACCAAAUGCAUUAUCGGAAUUAGGACUAGACCUACAUAUUUACAGUUUGUGAGACGUACAAUAAAUUCACAAGCUGUUAAUAAAUUACAUAGAUCAACCAUGUCGUCAGUUUAUAUAAAAAAUUUUGAAGGUGAUGAGAGACUUCAAAUUACUUUGGAUGUAGCGGACCCUAAUAGUGGGUCUGUUAAGUCUUUAAAUUUGUCUAGACUUAAAAGUGAAGAAUUAAGAUUUGCCAUCGAAAGGCUGCGGAUAAAUUUAUCUAAGAAAAUUGCAAAAAAAUCAAAACUAAAAAAGAAAAAAGGUACUGAAGAUCAACUUCAGACAGGAGCCAGCUCCCAAUCAGAAACUGUGCCAGAGCACGAAAAUAAUUUCAACGUGGAGAUAAUUCAUAAUGGAGUUACCCUUGAUUUAGAUGUAAGAAAUCAGGAAGCUUGGAUAAAUGGGGCAAUAUUGAAAAUUGGACAAGAGGAGAUACCAAUAUGUUACAACCCCCCUUGUGUUAAACUGCAGAACUUACCUUCUACCAUUAUGGUUGGGUUUCCUUUAUUUCCAGAAGCUGAGUUGGAAUUUGCCCAGUUAAGAGACUGCGAGUUUUAUUGGAAGGUCAUUGAAGAAAAAAAAUUAAGCAAAACAAAAAUGGAAUUGAGUCGAAGUAUAAUUGAUUUAACAGAAGCAGUUAGGAGUCAUAGUUUCACACCAGAGACAAAUCAUAUUGGACAAUACAUUUUGCUGAUUUGUGUUCCAAAACAUGGAGAAAAGACAGGCAAGAGAGAAGCUGUUUUAUCUUCAGUGCCUGUAACACAAGGACCAGGUUCUUGUCCUUUUGAAAAACGGCAUGAAUUCACAAAACUUCGAGCUCCGCCUCAGCAUUUUCGUGUUGUUAGUUACAACCUACUUGCCCAGAUUUAUGCUGAUACUGAUCUAGCCAAGACAGAGUUAUUCAGUCAUUGUUCUUUGAAAGCUUUAGACAUGGACUACAGAAAACAUCUUUUACUGAAGGAAAUUAUAGGUUACCAAGGAGACCUGAUUUGUUUACAGGAAGUUGACAAAGCUAUCUUCAGCUCCCAGCUGUCCCCUGCUCUGACUGCUCUAGGUUAUACAGGUCUCUUUAGACCCAAGACUGGCCAAGUGUCUGAGGGAUGUGCCCAUUUUAUCAGAGAAGAUAAAUUUAGGAUAGUGAAUGAACUGGACAUCAACUUGUCAGAGUACUUAUCAACUGACCAGAGCUGUUUGGAUAUCUGGACAGAGGUCAGCAAAAAUCAGCAGUUGAAAGAAAGGAUUGAGCAGAGAUCUUCUAUACUGCAGGUAACUGUGGUUGAAAGUGUUGAAAAACCAGGUAAAUUUGUUUGCCUUGCCAACACUCACCUGUACUUUCAUCCAACUGCCUGCAACAUCCGCCUGAUCCAUGUGGCCACUGCACUCCGGCAUCUACAGAGUAUUUACAAUGCUUACACACAAGAGAAUAAAGAUAUUUCUCUGGUGUUUUGUGGAGACUUCAACAGCGCACCUCACUUGGGUGUCUUUCAGUUAAUGACCUCACAGUUUAUUCCAGCUGAUCAUGCCGACUGGAGUUCAGCUGGCAAAGAAGAAAAGUUGUCUACCCUGGAACUGCAGCACCCAAUGAAUAUAGUGAGUGCUUGUGGUACGCCAGCCUACACCAACUUCACACAAGGCUUCCAGGCAACUCUGGACUAUAUAUUUAUAGACACUGACAAGCUCCAGGUCACACAAGUAGUGCCCAUGCCAAGCCAUGAGGAUGUCACUCAAAACAUUGCCCUACCUAGUGUUGUGUUUCCUUCUGAUCACAUAGCUUUGAUAAGUGAUAUCAAAUUUAAAUCAUUCUAACCAUAUAUCAUUUAUAUGUGGCCUCAAAUUUAGAUUUUAAUGUUUGAAAAUAAAAUUUUACG
Molecule: messenger RNA, 2027 nt
Organism: Physella acuta
Lineage: Eukaryota; Metazoa; Mollusca; Gastropoda; Physidae
Product: 2',5'-phosphodiesterase 12
Biological process (GO): nuclear-transcribed mRNA catabolic process, deadenylation-dependent decay
Cellular component (GO): mitochondrion
Molecular function (GO): 3'-5'-RNA exonuclease activity
Source: RefSeq, a predicted model, not a curated record